Messenger RNA from Macadamia integrifolia, 3722 nucleotides. RefSeq names its product protein MICRORCHIDIA 6-like. The transcript has 18 exons. Gene Ontology annotation, cellular component: nucleus. Gene Ontology annotation, molecular function: ATP hydrolysis activity. Bases 959 to 2851 code for a protein of 630 amino acids. NCBI's taxonomy places the organism in Eukaryota, Viridiplantae, Streptophyta, Magnoliopsida, Proteales, Proteaceae. The record is from RefSeq and is a predicted model, not a curated record.
UAGUUUUAGUUUAUAUGUGGAGUGAGUUUUGUUCAUUGCUUUCAUGGUGAAGUUUAUAUAACGUCACUAGUUAUGGAAGUUAAGAUAAUGUGGUUAAAUGAAGUUGUUUUUUGAGAUUUUUGAAUUAGGAUUUCUCCAUUUACCUUGUUUUGUUGGUGUAGUGUGACUUUAGUUUUGGGUGUCCUAAUAGAUGGCUUUGUUUUGAAAGCUGAAUUGGAGAGGCCUUUGGAAUACCAGAUGGACGAUGAGAUCCAUGUUGAAUUCUAACAUUAGGAACAAAAACACUGCUCCCAAUAGACAAAGUUUUGAACCCUAAAAUCCAAGGAACUAAAUCUUGGGUUUCGCAGGCCGAAACCACUGAAACCUGGCAGAAAUCAAGGAUUUUUUUUUUCCUCUGGGCUAUUGCUCGAAAUUUGGGCCGAAAUCAGGCAUUUUCCUGAAAUUUCCCACAAACCAGGUUUCAUCCCGGGGUCCACCGUAACUGCCAAAAUUUUGGCUGAGAUGUCAGAGUUCUUGAUCCAUGCAAAAAACAAAUAGGGACUUGCAGCAACCAAUGCCAUUGUCAAAAGGGAAAAGAUAGAGAACCAAAGUUACUAUGACAACUUCAUCGGCGCAAACAACUGAGAUCAAAUUCUUCAUGCUGCCAGUAUAACCCAUAAAGUAUGCAAAUACCGCUGAAAAGGAAUUGGUCUACAUGUUUAGAGCCGGGAGAUAUACCCAAUCUGCCAAAUAGCAAGACAUAAGAGGGUCAUCUUUCAAUAGGGGGGGAGGGGGAGCAUCAAGCAUCAGAUUGGUAUCUCAUAAUAGCAUGCCAAACGUCUAGCUUCUCAUCUAAUAACUGUGAUUACUGAGAACAAUGAUAUAUUGAUGAUCGAAUCACCAACUGCUUGAGUGUUUCCUUCCCCAACCGAAAUCACUUAGUUCACACUUCACCCUGUUUUCAAGCAAUGCCCGCAGGAUGAGAUUUACAGACUUCAUAGACUUGAGUAGCGAUGAUGAGGUUGGAGAGAUGGGUACGAAAGCUAUUAAACAAGAGCCAGAUUCAGGUGCUAAAGCUAUUAAACAAGAGCAGGAUUCAGUUCAGAGUACAAGACAAGACUCUGUAGAGAACAGAAGUUUAAGCGCUUUAAAUGCUGGUCAAUAUGUAGAGAACAUAAGUUCAAGCGUUUUAAAUGCUGGUUGUAUAUUGGAUCGAGGGGGUUCUCCAACUGAUGGUUCCAGCCUUUCUUCCGCAUCACCUGGAUGCUCUGUGCCACUUCGUCGGCAAUUUUGGAAAGCUGGGGACUACGACAUCAAGCAGUCUUCUAAAACAUUAUUUCAGAGUGGGAAAAAUCAUUUACGGGUUCAUCCCAAGUUUCUUCACUCAAAUGCAACUUCACACAAGUGGGCUUUUGGUGCCAUAGCGGAGCUUCUUGAUAAUGCAAUUGAUGAGAUACAAAAUGGGGCUACCUUUAUCAUUGUAGAUAAAAUCUCAAUUCCACGAGAUGGAAGUCCAGCUUUGCUAAUUCAAGAUGAUGGAGGAGGGAUGGAUCCAGACACAAUGCGUCGAUGUAUGAGCUUUGGCUUUUCAGAAAAGAAAUCAAAAUAUGCCAUUGGACAGUAUGGAAAUGGCUUCAAGACAAGCACAAUGCGACUUGGUGCAGAUGUUAUUGUUUUCAGCCGACACAAGAAUGACAGCGGGAAGCCCGGGAGGAUCGGCUACAAGUGUUUUACUUCUUCUUCAAGUGUUUUCGUUCUUUUUCAAGGUUACUAUAAGGCUCCAUUACUGUUCCAUCAAAUCAGGAUAUUAACUCAAAGUAUUGGCCUGCUCUCUUUUACCUUCUUGAGACAAAUGGGUUAUGACAGAAUAGUGGUACCAAUGGUUGAUUAUGAAUUCAAUCCAUCAACUGAAACAUUGGAAAUCUUACCUCGCUAUGGUGGAGAGCAUCUCACAUCCAAUCUGUCCAUUCUGCUGCAGUGGUCUCCAUAUACAACAGAAGCGGAGCUGCUGAGCCAAUUUAAUGGCAUGGGAGAUCAUGGAACAAAAGUUGUCAUUUACAAUCUAUGGUUCAAUGAUGAUGGAGAUAUGGAGCUUGAUUUUGAAGCUGAUCCUGAGGAUAUUCUAAUUACGGGGGGUCAGAAAAAAGUUCGGUACCGCCAUUCUAAGAUAAUGAAUGAACAACACAUUGCGAACCGAUUCCAUUAUUCCCUUCGUGUAUAUUCAUCGAUCUUGUACCUGCGGAUACCACAGAGUUUCAGAAUUAUACUGCGUGGUCGAGUUGUUGUGCAUCACAUUAUUGCUAAUGAUCUAAAAUUUCCCGAGUGCAUCAUCUACAGACCUCAAAUUGGUGGAAAUAUAGAGACUGAAAUCCUUACGACAAUAGGGUUCCUGAAAGAUGCUCCACGUGUAAAUAUCCAUGGGUUCAAUGUCUACCACAAGAACCGUCUUAUAUUGCCUUUUUGGCGUGUUGUUCAUAAUUCCGACAGUAGAGGCAGAGGUGUUGUGGGCAUAUUGGAGGCAAAUUUUAUUGAACCUACUCAUGAUAAGCAAGAUUUUGAGAAGACUUCUCUUUUUCAAAAGCUUGAGUCCCGCUUAAAGCAAAUGACAAAUGAAUAUUGGGCUGUUAAUUGUGGAUUGAUUGGGUAUGUUCAAAUUAGACAAUCUCCUGUGCCAGUGAUUACCCGGGACUCACCUCAAUCUGGAACACAUGGUCUUCGAACUGUUGGAAACUGUCAGAUUAGCUCCCGAAAUGGUUUACCCAUAAAGAGGAAGGAUCAUGAUCAUAUGGUUGAACAUGAACGCAUUAAAUCACGAGCAAGGUCAGGAGAAAAUGUUAUCGAUACCAGUCAGAAUAGGUUACCACAGGUUUGACAUGAUAAUGCUAUCUGUUAUUCCAAUUUUGUCAGCACCAAGAAUGCCGUUUGAAUACCUUAAGUUGAUGCCAGCAUAUGAGAUCCUGAUAAUUAUAGUUUCUUGCACCUAUACUUAUCUCUUGAUAUAGGAGGGGACAUGGUUCAAAAUUUACUUGGAAUUUCUCCAGUAUCAAGGGUGACUGGAUAUUAUUGGAGGAAUAUGAACAAUAUAUCCAUUAUAUUGGAAAAAUGGUUCAAAAUCUCCUUGAAAUUUCUCCAGCACUAAGAAUCCUUUUGUUUUUUGAUUACCUUUUCUCUUUUCCUUAGUGUUAUGUCUAUCGUCCUUUUUCUAGGGUGUCCCCCAUAAGCGACGCACCGCGUCGACGCCUGAAUGCGGUGAUAAGUAGAUAAGUGUAGUGUGAGUAAAGAAUAUGGCCCAUAAGAAUACUCCACAUCUGUUACUUUGAUAUCUCGAAUACCUAAGCUUGAAGUCAUCCAAAGCCUUAGAUUUUUUACAAUUCCAUCUAGUCUCUUGAAUACAUGUGUAGGUAUCAUGGACCUCCGCCGGGAUCGUGAUAUGGCGCGUAGCGUGCGUAUACACACUAGGGUUCGACCUUAAUGAGAUGAGAUAGUAUCCCCUGGUCAUCAAAUGCCAAGGGGGGGAUACACGUUAUGGGUAAAAGGGAGUCGCCAUCUAGAAAGGGUCUAGGACCCAUAAAUGUCUCCCCCAAUCAAGGGAGAGAGACCAAUGACUCUGAUGAAUAAGGCUGUUUUGCACCAAGAUUCUAGACAAGUGUCAAGUGACAGACUGGGAAGGUGUUAGGCACCCAGUCUGCCCGACCCUAAGGCCGGUCUCCUUUUGUUUGACCAAAGUUUGUUUGUACCCUACU